UCGGUUACUAUUGCAGCCGCAUGGCCCCCUCCUCCCUUUACUGCAGUCUCGCCCCAGUGUGCUGUCCCGACAGAAGCCUCCCCUGUCACCACAUCUGAAGUGGGCCACAAUCUCUUUAGUCUCCUUGCUCUAUUUUCUUGUUUUUGGAAUCUCUGGGGCCCCCUUGCUGGUUUAGGAUCUGUUUCCAGCCCCGUAUCACAAGCGCCUGUUGUCCCUCUGUGCCGAGACCGGGAACAGCCUGGGCUUGUGAAAGGCCCUCGGUGAACAGCUGAGUGUCCGUGACCUUCGAUGAUGUGGCUGUGACCUUUUCCCGGGAGGAGUGGGGGCAGCUGGGCCCGACCCAGAGGACCCUGUACCAGGAGGUGAUGCUGGAGACGUGCGGGCUCCUGGUGUCCCUGGGGCAUCCGGUUACCAAACCUGAGCUGACCCACCUGCUGGAGCGUGGGCAGCAGCUGUGGCCUGUGAGGAGGGACCUCCUCUCCCGAAGCACCUCCCCAGGUGACAGAGCACAACUUGGGACCAGAGACCCAGGCACUUCUUUGUGGGUUUUGCCUGAGGGAGCCUUGCUGCCCGGGAGCCUGGCGCCAGGAUCUGCAGGGGGCUCCUGUUUGGGGCAGGCUGGGGAACAGGAAGGGCUUGUGGAGGUGCAGAAGGGGGAGCCAAGGCCUGGGAAAGACGUCCGCAAGGAGGCCUCUCAUGGGGAAGUGAGGCCCGAGGAUGGCAGCUCAGGGGCAGGUGACUGUCUGCACUCCAGGGUGUCACAGGACAGGGUCUCACAGGGAGGCGACCUCCGGGAACGUGACCCAGGAGGACAGGGAAAAGGCACCGGGAUUCAUGGCGCGAGCAACGUCUGCAAGUGCAGGCAGUGUGGGCGAGGCUUUACCAGGAAGUGGUACCUUGCCCGGCACCAGCGGGUGCACACCGGAAUGAAGCCUUACGCGUGCGAUGUGUGUGGGAAAGCCUUCAGCCAGAGCUCCACGCUCACGCGGCACUGCCUCAUCCACUCGGGGGACAAGCCCUACCGGUGCCCUGAGUGCGGGAAGGCCUUCAGGCGCAGGUCCUACCUGGCCCAGCACGAGCCAGUUCACACCGGGGAGAAGCCCUAUGCGUGCGGCCAUUGCGGCAAGGCCUUCAGCCACCGCUCCACGUUCAUCCGGCAUAACAGGACCCACAGCGGAGAAAAGCCCUUUGAGUGCGCACAGUGUGGGAAGUCUUUCGGUGACCGAGCACAUCUGCUGCAGCACUCCAUCACCCACACGGGGGAGAAGCCCUGCCAGUGCAGCCAGUGCGGCAAGGCCUUCCGGUGCAGCUCCGAACUGGCGCAGCACCAGCGCACGCACACCGGGGAGCGGCCCUACACGUGCGGCCAGUGCGGCAAGGCCUUCCACCGGAGCACCUACCUCACGCAGCAUGCUGUCGUUCACGCGGCUGAGGCGCCGCAUCAGUGCCCAGCGUGCGGGAAGGCCUUCAAGCGCCGAUCCCACCUCCUUCAGCACCAGCGGGUCCACCCCUGAGCGAGCCCUGGCGCAGCCGCGAGCGUGGAGGGCCUCGCCUGCUCCUCCCACAGUGAAGGGAGACCUGCUCAGUGCAAAGAAAGCUGCAGAGCAUCAUCACUGGCUCUUCGAACACAAAUCAUCCUGUCGGAGAGAAGCUUCUUCCCAGCCCCGGCUUCCCAUCGCAGGGCUCAUCCUGGGACUUGCGGAAGGCGCGUCCCCAGUGGGCCCACCGCGUGCACGUCACAGGGCCUUUGGGGAAGCAACUCAGAAUGCAGCGACUCAGAACAGUCCUCAGCCAGAAGGAAGACCUUACCUGCCACCCAUGUAUCCAUAACGAGGAGGAACCGUAUAAUUGUCACUACUGAGACCUGUGACAGAUCACCACCUCUGUCACCCAAGGAAUCAUUGUAGUUGGACCAACUCAGGUCUUACUGUACCUGUGAGAAGGUGCGCAAGAGACAGUAACUACUGCUUCCUGGUGAAAGCCUUCAGCCACAGGGCUCCCGCUUGCUUUACACUCAGAAAGGCACCUCAGCCUUAUUUUCAAGAGAAAAGUGGAGGAGGAGGAAGGGAUGGAGAUGAGACUAUAAAUGGAGACAAAAAAUGCCUGCACAACCUCAGGUUCUCGUGCCACGUGGAUUAUUUUCUAGUGGGGAGAUGGCUGACAGGUAAGUGGCUCUCAGCCCUCUGUUCAUUUGUUUACGUGUUCCCUGCUGUCCUGUGUUGGGGAACUUGGGCAGUGAGGGCAGCCCGAUGAACACUGUUGGAAGCCUUUGUCCCAAACAUGUCCACCCUUAAGGAGCGUAGUCUGUGAGAAAUGUGAGGCUUGCCAGGGGAUACUUGGACUUACAGGGAAUCAGAAUACUGAAAAUGACAUCACGUGACAUCACCUUCCACAGCUAAGGAGAGAAGGCCCACAGGCAGGUAGCCUCAUUGGAGAUGUACUCGCCUUAACACUUAAAUUUUUAUACUCUGUUCACGUGGUUUUAAAUACCCAAUGUUCGUUCUUAAUUCCAUUCUACUUGUUCUAUUUUCCGG
Molecule: messenger RNA, 2534 nt
Organism: Manis pentadactyla (Chinese pangolin)
Lineage: Eukaryota; Metazoa; Chordata; Mammalia; Pholidota; Manidae
Gene: ZNF550
Product: zinc finger protein 550
Exons: 4
Coding region: 366-1514 (382 amino acids)
Biological process (GO): regulation of immune system process; negative regulation of transcription by RNA polymerase II; regulation of cytokine production
Molecular function (GO): RNA polymerase II cis-regulatory region sequence-specific DNA binding; DNA-binding transcription factor activity
Source: RefSeq, a predicted model, not a curated record